AUGACACACUUUUAUUUGAGGGUUGCAAUAUUUUGUUUAGGAUUAAUAAUUGGUUUAUAUUUAGGGUGUAAAAGUGCGACAAACAAAGCUAUAAAAUCAAGCAUAGAUUCACAUAUGAUAAAACACAUUCCAUCAUAUGAUAAUUGGUCUCUGAAAAGAGGAAUACAACGUAAAGUUUUGCCAUGGGAUGCUUUGAGAUAUUCCAAUAUAACUUUUAUAUUAGAAGCUGACGUCUUGUUUAAGGAAAUCAAUGUACUUUGUCUUAUUAUUGUACGUAACAACAAGAAUGUUCAAGCUGCAGAAAAUACUUGGGCCAGAGGUUGCAAUAAUAUUCACUAUGUGGAAACUGUAAGCACAGAUAAGAAAAAGCUUCCCGGUAUGAGGACAAAAGAACACUCAUCUUGGAUACUCUUAUGCAAGGUACUGUUAGAUAUCCACCACAAACAUGACUGGGUGUUAGUUGUUAAUGACAACACAUUUGCUAUCAUGGAAAACCUAAAGUAUUACUUGGCACCUUUGAAUCCGCUUGACAAGUAUUAUUUAGGAUAUGCUGUUAAAUUUUGGAAUACAAUUUACAAUUCAAAUGAGGCUGGUUACAUUUUAAGUAAAGCAGCAAUCAAAGCUUUCCAAAAGGCAUAUUCAGAAAAAGAGUGUUUAAAUCAUGCUUAUUGGAAUAGAGAAGACUUUUAUUUAGGAAAAUACUUAGCUAAGUUAAACAUAACACCUAGUGAUGCUAAAGACAAGGAAGGUCUUUCAAUAUUUCACCCAUAUAGCUGGUACCAUGUAUUCUUUCCUGGAGGGAAUUAUUAUAAAACAAGUGUCUUUUCUGUUAAAUGCUGUAGUAAACACUCUAUAACAUUCAAGGCUGUAGAAGGAGAUAAAAUGUAUACUUAUCACUAUCUUCUCUAUAAACUACAAAUAUUUACCCAAGGCACAUUGGGCAAUCUACCUUAUGAAUCUGAUGUACCAGAUGAACAUAUCUGGAGAACAUUUUUAAAAGAACGCAAUAUCCAUGAUGAAAAUAUUACAGCUGAUCAAUAUUAUAAAGUCUGGACAAAUCUUAUCAAUGAUCCAACAUCUUUUGCAGCUCAUAUGAAGAAAGAGAUCCACUCUGUUGAUUACAGUUAGUUAAUAAUUUAGAGUAUGUAUAAUCUUAAUGAGGUACAGGUGUUAUGUAGGAUGAUUUUAAGAUAAUAUUCAAAAUUCCCAAGAUAAUCAGUUAGGAUGAGGAUGGGCCAAUCCUCCAAGUAAUAAUCAAUAUAAACGCAGAUGCAGUUUAAAAAUUCUGGAGGUAAAGGUCACUUGUCAUAAUGUCAACGAUUGAAUGUAGAUGAUCCUAGUCUCAAUGUGCUAUGAUAGAAACGUCUCAUAUUUAAGAUUAUCCAAAUCCUAAAUAAAUCUUAAUCCUAUUCGAUACAAAAGUAGUGAUAUAUUCCGAGUCUUCCCUCACUGAGCUAGACUGAAAUAUGUCAGCUCCAAGCUCCCUAACCUGUCGAUUAGCAACGACGGAUGCCAAAAAUUUGACUGCCAUAUAUUUAAAUUGGUUAGUUUGGCUGGUGUUGACGCUGGUGACAUCACCAUGGCAUCCUAGUGAGGGAGGCAAGUGAUGUACACACAUCACAUUGAUAAUAAAGAAACCAUGGUGUACAACGGUAAACGCGGAUUGUUUCCACUAAAAAUGUAUUGCUCUAACUUUGCACCACCUUGUAUGUUGGUACAAUCUCAAAAAGCAUAUGAAGCUCCAAUUUGUCAAACUGUUUAUUUAUACCCAUAAAAUUGAAGAUUUUUUUAAUGAAUUCAAGGUAUUAUUUUCUGAUCUGAUGGUGUAUUUUCAAGUAAAGUUCAUUAUACUUUGAACGAUUUCCAUCUUAAAGCCGUUUUUCAUAAAGAGUCAAGUUUUUGACAGCAAUAACAUCUGCAUCUGUCUUAUCUAACUACAUAAAAAUUUCAAUGUGUAAUGUUUUUGACAGCAAUAACAUCUGUAUCUGUCUUAUCUAACUACAUAAAUAUUUCAAUGUGUAAUCAGUGUAGUCUAACUUUUGUCCAAAAACAAACAAACCAUGUGUUAUUACUGCUUUAUUUAUAAUUUUUGAUGAACAUUGGUAAUGUCACUUAUAAAGUUAAUUCACUGACGAUAUCUUACGAGACAUCUACAUAGCUGUAUAACAUAAAUUUUAUUUUAAUAUACUUGUCAGUCAUACUUAACACUGUGAUUACACAGCUGAAAAGUGUAAGAUUAAGGCAAUCAAGGUAUACUCAGUACGUUGAAGUGCUGCUCAGGCUGUGAAAGAGUAUCUGAAAUUUUAUAUGCAUAUUUUCAUUGUUAAUUUUUUUAAUAAAUUUAAUAAUUUUGUAUA
This is a messenger RNA of Acanthoscelides obtectus, 2357 nucleotides long. Lineage: Eukaryota; Metazoa; Arthropoda; Insecta; Coleoptera; Chrysomelidae. The record is from the annotation of a GenBank genome assembly.